AUUCAAAUGUUUUUCAAAUUAAUAAGCUUUGUUUCAUUAUCACUAAUUAUUACAAUGCAACUCUUCCAUUCUUAACCCUUGCCACGGUAGCAGGGACAAUAGAAAAGCAGUGACAAGAUAAUAAAAACAUUCAGGUAUUGGCAUUAACAAACAAUAAAACAAAAGAAAACAAAAUGCGAAAAACUUGGGUGAAACGUGAAAAUAUCUACUAUAAACCAUUCUAUAAGCAAAAGUCCAAGAUGUUCUUAUUAGGAGUAUUCCUAUUAGGCAUAGUGUUUAUAUUCUACCAAGCUUUCUCCAUAAAUCAAUUGCAUAGUGCAAGUACGCCAUGGAGCUUAGAAGGUACCAUGAAAGGGCUACGCAAGAAACAUUUGGAAAUGAUAAAAUCUCUUGGACGAAAACAGAGCGAUGGCUUCGAUGACGGUGGAGGUGGUGGUGAUGGCGUUGCGGCAUUAGAGAAUAAUUCUGCAGAGGAUUCUAUAAAAAUUAUACGCGGAAUACGUCUGUUCGAUUAUGAUUCGUACAAACCAAACUUCGACGGCAAGUUUCGAUGUUUGGAUGGUAGUAAAGAAGUGCAAUUUGAACGUGUCAAUGAUGAUUUUUGCGACUGCACUUCCGAUGGCAGUGAUGAGCCAAGUACAAACGCAUGUCAUAAUGGACGUUUUUAUUGUAAAUACCAGAAAAGACACAUCACUGGACGUGGCGUUGACGUGUUUAUACACAGUAGUCGCAUUAAUGAUGGUAUCUGCGACUGUUGUGAUGGUAGCGAUGAGUGGUUGAAAAUUAGCUGUACAAAUAAAUGUACACAAUAAAUACAUAUAUCACGUUUAUAAUGCACCAUAAUUAAGUUAUCGGUUAUAAUAGCGUUAGAAGUAAUACACUCAAAAAAUGGCAAAUUAUAUUGUAUAAUGUUAGAGUAAUUUAUGUAUAAUUACUAUAAAAUAAAUUGGAUUUUAAAUAGAUUUUGAAUCGAA
Zeugodacus cucurbitae (melon fly) is the source of this 974-nucleotide messenger RNA. Its product is annotated as transmembrane cell adhesion receptor mua-3. Lineage: Eukaryota; Metazoa; Arthropoda; Insecta; Diptera; Tephritidae. The coding region runs from base 174 to 812 and encodes 212 amino acids. Gene Ontology annotation, biological process: N-glycan processing. Gene Ontology annotation, cellular component: glucosidase II complex. The transcript has 3 exons. The record is from RefSeq and is a predicted model, not a curated record.